GUUCAUUUACAUUAUAUGAUAAUCAUAAUUGUUCAAUAUUAUUAUAAUCACUAUGUAUAAAUAAUGUAUACACAUAGAUUUUACAAUUUACAUUUUUUUUAUAAACAAACAAACAUUAAUAUUACUAAACAUAAUAAUAGUAAUAGUUUCAUUCAAUUAAUAUUUCUAUCGUAAUAAUAUUGGAUAAGAAAACCAUUACUAUUAUUAUUAUUAUUAUUAUUAUUACUGGAUUCACUUGGUACUAUUUACUUAAAUCGUCCUACUGAUGUUUAGAACUGUAAUUGGUCAGUCUCAUUAUUACUAUUAUUAUGAAAUUCACUUGGUACUAUUUACUUGAAUCGUCCUACUGAUAUUAAGAACUGUAAUUGAUCAGUCUCAUUACUAUUAUUAUUAUUAGUAGUAGUACAAUGAUUAUGUUUCUUAUUUAAAUAUCAUAAAUCUAUUUACAAUUUAAUUCAUUAUCAUGAAAAAAAUCAAUAAUCAUGAAUCUAAUCAAUUUAUUGAUGAUAAAACACGUCAAUUAUUAAUUUUUCAUUGUCAUUUAAAAUUAAUUAAACAAAUAUUUAUUAAAAAUAAUGAAACAUUUAAUGAAACUUAUGCAAAUUAUUUAUUAAAUAAAUAUUUAAAUAAACAUAGAAAAUCAAAAUGUAUCGCCUAUUUUCUUAUUGAUCGUAUACGUUUUAAACAAUAUAAAAAUAUAAUUUAUAUAAAACCAUUUCGUAAAGAAAUUAUUUAUCGUGAAAUUAAACAUUUUUUUAUAUUUCCUAAUUAUCCACAAUUAUUUAUGUUAUGUAUUAUGAAUGAAAAUAAUUAUAAUAAAAAAUCAUAUGAAUUAUAUCAAUGUAUAAAUUAUAAUGAUGUUAGUAUUGUAUGCCAUUUAACAUAUAAAGCAUCUAUACAUUUAUAUCAUACAUUACAUGAUCCAAUCAUAUUCAAUCAUUUCAUACAUAAUAAUAAUAAUAAUAAUAAUAAUAAUAAUAAUAAUCAUUAUCAUCCAAAACAUCAAUUCAAUUAUUCAACAUUCAAUAAUUUAUUGAAUCAAACAAAUAAUCAUUUGAAUAUUAUAAAAUCAUCUAAACAAAUUGAUUAUCCUAUUGUAAAGAAUAAAUUAAAUUCUAAUUUAAUUAUUCAUAAUUCCAAUGAUUAUUUUAUAAAUAAUAAUAAUAAUGAUAAUAAUAAUAAUUAUUAUUUAAUUAAAAAAGGAUCAAUAAAAAGUACAUCAAAUUUAGUAUAUUCUAAUGAUGUACAAUUAUAUCAACCAAAAUUUUAUUCCUUAUAUAAUUUAUAUUCAAAUAAACGAGAAUAUAAUAAUCCAGAGAUGAAUAUAACAAAAAAUCAUGUAUAUAGGGAUAAUUCUGCAAACAAACUGUUCCCUAUCCCUUACAAUAAUAAUAGUAAUAAUGAAGAAGAAAAAGAAAAACAUAUUUAUAUCAGAGAUAAUAAAUUAGUCAAACAAAAGACAUUCAAUGUAACGUCUUCACCAUCACUAUCAUCAUUGCCAACAUUUAAUGAUGAUUAUGAUUUUGACAAAUAUAUACAUACAAAACAAGAUAUAUUUAAUACAAAUUAUCAUAUAAAUUCCAAAUUUGAUGAUACUAAAAGAAAUUCAAUUGAUUUUAAUCAACAUUUAAGUCAAUCAUUAGAUUGUAAACAUGAUGUUAGAAUGUUAAAAACAUUUACAAUACCUACAGGAAAUAAAGAUUAUUGUCGUAAAAAUCAUUUAAAUAUUUAUCAUGACAAUGUGAAUGUGAAAAUGAAUGAUUAUGGUUUUUACAAUGAUUAUGAUGAUGGUAAUCAAUUAGAAAAUCAACUCAGGAAGUGUAAAUCUAAUAUUGAUAUAAGAUCAGCUGAUACAACUUAUUUAUGUUAUGAUCCAGUUGUUGGUAUACGUAUAAAUAAUAAGGGCCCAAUAUAUAUGUAUAUGGCACGUUAUAAUUCUACUGUAAUAUCAUGA
Schistosoma margrebowiei is the source of this 1954-nucleotide messenger RNA. The record is from the annotation of a GenBank genome assembly. Lineage: Eukaryota; Metazoa; Platyhelminthes; Trematoda; Strigeidida; Schistosomatidae.